AUGGAACGUAGUACAGAAGAACAUGUGGAAGAUGAAUCUAUGGAAGUAGGAGAAGAAGAAGCUGCCUCUGAAUCCUCUGAAUAUGUUGAAAUGUGGAUAGAUGUUUUCCUAGGAAGGAAAGGUAACGAAUAUUUUUGUGAUAUUGAUCCGGAAUACAUUACUGAUAGAUUUAAUUUAAUUAAUUUACAAAAAUCAGUCUCUAAAUUUUCUCAAGUGGUUCAAUACAUUGUUGAUGAUUUAGAUGAAAACGUUUUAGAAUCCAUGUCACAUUCUCGCUUGGAACAAUUGGAAAGUGAUGCUCGUAAAUUUUAUGGGUUAAUUCAUGCUCGUUAUAUUAUUACCAUUAAAGGUUUACAAAAGAUGUUAGAUAAAUAUAAGGAUGCCGAUUUCGGUAGAUGUCCAAGAGUAUAUUGUAAUUAUCAACCGCUAUUGCCAGUGGGUCUACAUGAUCAACCUGGAAUUGAUUGUGUAAAGCUUUAUUGUCCAUCAUGUGAAGACCUAUAUGUCCCUAAAUCAUCAAGACAUAGUUCCAUUGAUGGUGCCUUUUUCGGAACAAGUUUCCCUGGGAUGUUUCUUCAAGCAUAUCCAGACAUGGUUCCAAAACAUCCAACAAAGAGAUAUGUCCCAAAGAUAUUUGGAUUCGAACUUCAUAAACAAGCACAAUUGGCCCGUUGGCAAGAGUUACAAAGAUUGAAAUUGGUGGAGAGACUAGACAAAUUACAAAUAGACAUGUCUAAAAAUGGUGGUUAUGCUACUUAA
Molecule: messenger RNA, 759 nt
Organism: Naumovozyma dairenensis CBS 421
Lineage: Eukaryota; Fungi; Ascomycota; Saccharomycetes; Saccharomycetales; Saccharomycetaceae
Gene: CKB2
Product: casein kinase 2 regulatory subunit CKB2
Exons: 1
Coding region: 1-759 (252 amino acids)
Cellular component (GO): cytoplasm; protein kinase CK2 complex
Molecular function (GO): protein kinase regulator activity
Source: RefSeq, a predicted model, not a curated record